UGGUGAGCCUCUGUAUCUGGGAAAAUAGACAAUUAGAUUAAAAAAAUUCAGCAAUAGUUGUUUUCUAAGACAGUGUACGACAAAUCUCUAUAACUUCAAUGAAGACAGAGAGUGUUGUGCAAAACAUUCCGUUCGUCGGCAGAAAGCGGAGUCUGAUUGACGAUGCCCGGAAAGAGCGCGCCAGCGGUUCAUCGUCCCCUGGUCCAUCACGAUGUGAUGACAAUUUCGUCUUCGAAGAGAAGGAAGGUCUGGUGAAAUUGAACAUUAUUUUUGCCCUCAGCAAUGAGGAGAAUGCGGCUUUCUUUAAAACCGGUAAGGUCUUUGAGACGUUUGAAGUCAAGCUUCUGCAUAUUGAGAGCCGGCCAGCGAGAAAGCUGAAGAACAGUUCAGGAUGUAAUGAUCUGGAAUUCUUUAUGAAGUGUGAAGUGCACAGCUCGGACAAAGAUAUCUUCAUCAACUCACUCAAGAGAAUCGCGGACAGCGUGCGUACAGUUCAAGAGGAAAAAGUUCCCUGGUUCCCCAGAAAGAUUAGAGAUCUGGAUAAAUGUCAAUUGCUGGUAACGAAAUAUGAUCCAGAUAUCGACCAGGACCAUCCAGGAUUUAGUGAUCCAGAAUACAGAAAAAGAAGAUGCUUCAUUGCUGAACUCGCAGCUAAUUACAAAGAGGGGGAACAGUUACCCAGGGUGGAGUACACGCAGGAGGAGGUGGCCACGUGGAGACAGGUGUACCAAAAUCUGAGGAGCAUUUACCCUGACCGGGCCUGCAAACAGUUCCUGGACGGGCUGGAGCAGCUAGAGAGGGAGUGUGGCUACGGAGAGGACAGUAUUCCCCAACUCAGAGAUGUCUCUGCCUUCCUUAAAGAGAAGACAGGCUUCCAGCUGCGGCCGGUGGCGGGGCUGCUUUCGGCAAGAGACUUCCUGGCCAGCCUGGCUUUCAGAAUGUUCCAGUGUACCCAGUACAUUCGUCACGCCUCCGCGCCAAUGCACUCCCCUGAGCCAGACUGCUGUCACGAGUUACUGGGUCAUAUUCCAAUGCUUGCAGACAAAGAAUUUGCCCAAUUUUCCCAGGAAAUUGGACUAGCGUCACUGGGAGCAUCAGACGAGGACAUCGAGAGACUUUCAACACUGUACUGGUUUACGGUCGAGUUUGGACUGUGUAAGCAAGACGGAACUGUGAAGGCGUAUGGAGCCGGCCUUCUGUCCUCAUAUGGAGAACUCAUUUAUGCUCUUUCUAACAAGCCUGAGUACAAGCCCUUUAACCCUGAAGAGACAGCUGUCCAGCCUCACCAAGACCAAACCUUUCAGCCGGUCUACUUUGUCUCCGAAAGUUUUGAGGAUGCCAAGCUUAAGAUGAGGCAUUACUCGUCGUCCAUCCAGCGUCCCUUCCAGGUCCGGUAUGACCCAUUUACCUGCAGCCUGGAGGUUCUGGACCAGCCCUGUAAAGUCCAGUAUGCCCUGGGACAAAUAAGAGAGGACCUCAAGAUUCUACACAGUGCCCUGGAGAAACUGGGCUGUGGUCUCAACACUGAGCCAGAGUGAAACAGAAUUACUCCCCUGAAAAAUGUUCUGCUAAAUGACUGCAGUGAAGGGGUAGCCAUCUAAACAUUUUUAAAAGUGCAAUCUGUUACUUCUGUGUGGCCACAGGAAAAUUCUGAAAAUGGACAAAAUACAGAAGUUUCAUUGAAGACAAUUAGUUGCAUAUCCUCUUCAAUCCUGUAGGGCCAAUACUUGUAUGUAUUUUCAGAGAUGAAACAAGAUUGCGCUUUAAAAAUGGUUGGAUGUGAAAAACAUUUAUUCAAAAUAACUUACGCUCAUGUGCAAGAUUCAUGAAUAUCCUAUUUUAAAGGUGUAAUAUUUGAUAUGAUACUAUACUGUACGGUGUUAUACAUGUAUCAUGAGGAUAAUGAAGCAGUACACACAUUUAGCAUUGGUUUUCUGUCCUAUCAAAAAUAUAGUAUGGAGUAGGAAGAAUUUUUUUGGGUAUUCUAAGAGCAAUUAAAGACAAAACCAUAAGAAUCUUCAUGUGUAAGAUAAUAAAAAGUAGGAGAACGUGAAAAAGCAAAAAGCAUAAUAUAGAGGGAACCAGGGAAGGAGACAAAAAGGAUCCAGUGUCUAUUUGCGUUUAAGAGAGAAAUGGCAAAGAGAGGAGAGAGACAGAAUAGAAAGGAGAAAGUGAAACAGAGAGAACAUGAACAAGAAGCGAGUGUGGAAACACUACACUAUAAGCCCAUGUGCCUCCCAUUCCAAACAAACGGUUUCCAUUUGGAAAAUUCUUGGAAAUCAUUUGUCUUCACGUGUUAUUAAGCAAAGGGAAGGAGCUAAUCAUGAAUGAUUUAAGUAUCGUGUUUCCUCAGCUGGCUGCUGUCAGAGCCAACACAGAGGCCCAGUGGAUCGGAAGCUGGACCCGGUCACAGAGACCUCACAGCAGAGCAGUACACAUUCAGUAGGCCUUCACCACUGGCUGAUAAACCCCCCCCCCCCCACCUGUGACAUGAUCCAGCCUAUAGCGUUCAGGUUGUAAUAGAUGCCUUCUUACUGUGUCCCUGACUAUUCGUCUUCACAGGAGCUCCCCUUUAUUGACUGUAAAACAUUAUGAUGUGAAAACCUCCGACCACCUCAAGUGGGAGGCCUUCCUGUUCAGUGAUUCCAGUGUAAAUCAAACGUGGUUCGCCCCACUCGCAGAGCUAGUGGCGCACGGAGCCAAAGAUUGAUCUACUGCUUCGCUUAAGUGUAGCAGUGCACACAUCCACUUCCUCUUAACCCAAAUUCGAACCCGUAAUAAUUUCUUGCGUCUCAGCUGACAUCCAGCGCAGCUCAAAUCCACAACC
Messenger RNA from Esox lucius (northern pike), 2827 nucleotides. It is a transcript of the gene th2, whose product is annotated as tyrosine hydroxylase 2. The transcript is spliced from 12 exons. Bases 99 to 1538 code for a protein of 479 amino acids. Gene Ontology annotation, biological process: dopamine biosynthetic process from tyrosine. The record is from RefSeq and is a predicted model, not a curated record. Gene Ontology annotation, molecular function: iron ion binding; tyrosine 3-monooxygenase activity. Gene Ontology annotation, cellular component: perikaryon; cytoplasm; axon. Lineage: Eukaryota; Metazoa; Chordata; Actinopteri; Esociformes; Esocidae.